Molecule: messenger RNA, 2699 nt
Organism: Abrus precatorius (Indian licorice)
Lineage: Eukaryota; Viridiplantae; Streptophyta; Magnoliopsida; Fabales; Fabaceae
Product: diphthine--ammonia ligase
Exons: 12
Coding region: 106-2331 (741 amino acids)
Biological process (GO): protein histidyl modification to diphthamide
Molecular function (GO): diphthine-ammonia ligase activity
Source: RefSeq, a predicted model, not a curated record
CGAAAACGCAACGUUUUGGUUGAUGAUUUUUUGUUUCUUGAUCUAGGUGCAAGACCUAAACGCAGCAGCAACACUACUCAGUUGAGGUUGAAAGUGGUGAGGAAGAUGAAAGUGGUAGCACUCGUUAGCGGCGGCAAAGACAGCUGCUAUGCUAUGAUGAAGUCCAUUCACUAUGGUCACCAGAUUGUUGCAUUGGCCAAUUUGAUGCCCGCUGAUGAUUCUGUAGACGAGCUCGAUAGCUACAUGUACCAAACUGUUGGGCAUCAAAUUAUCAUCAGCUAUGCUGAAUGCAUGGGACUGCCAUUAUUCAGAAGGCGAAUACAAGGAUCCUCAAGGCAUCAGGAACUUGGUUACAAAGCAACUCAAGGUGAUGAAGUUGAAGACCUGUUCAUUUUGUUACGUGAAGUGAAAAGGCAGAUACCCUCAGUUACUGCAGUGUCCUCUGGAGCCAUUGCAUCUGACUAUCAGAGAUUGCGGGUGGAAAGUGUUUGUUCAAGGUUAGGCCUUGUUUCUCUGGCAUACUUAUGGAAACAAGAUCAAUCAUUGCUCCUCCAGGAAAUGAUUUCAAAUGGAAUUGUAGCGGUAACAGUGAAGGUAGCUGCCAUGGGUUUGGAUCCUUCAAAGCACUUGGGUAAAGAAAUAGCCUUCUUAAAUGCUUAUUUGCAUAAAUUGAAAGAGUUAUAUGGAAUCAAUGUUUGUGGUGAAGGAGGGGAAUAUGAAACAUUAACUCUUGAUUGCCCACUCUUUAUUAAUGCUCGCAUUGUGCUUGAUGAAUAUCAAGUUGUGAUGCACUCUUCUGAUUCCAUAGCUCCUGUUGGAAUCAUUCAUCCAUUGGCAUUUCAUUUGGAAAAUAAGGCAGAUGCUCAGUCUUUAAAAUCACAAGACAAAAUACAUGAGAUUUGUAAGCAGAAAUUGGGAUCUGUGUUUGAAGUGCAAGACAGUCUAGAAGGAUGUGAAGCCACAUGCAAUCCUGUGGAUUAUAGCACUGAUUCAACUGAUGACAUAGAACAUAAAUUUAACAUCUCAAGAACAAAUAACAAGAACACGUUCUCCAUAUGUUGCUGGUUGCCAGAUUCAUGCAAUGGUUUGCAGGAAGAUUUGAAGAUUGUUUUGGGGAAAAUUGAAUCACAGUUAUUGGGCUUUGGUUUUGGCUGGGAGAAUGUCCUCUAUAUUCACCUAUACAUUGAUGACAUGAAUAAGUUCUCUGAGGCAAAUGAAACAUAUGUGAAGUUUAUAACACAGGAGAAGUGUCCAUUUGGUGUCCCAUCCCGUAGUACUGUUGAAAUGCCUCUUGUAGAAAUGGGUUUAAGCAGAGCAUACAUUGAAGUUCUGGUAGCAAAAAAUAAAGAUAAAAAGGUUUUGCAUGUGCAGAGUAUUUCCGGUUGGGCACCAAGUUGCAUUGGGCCAUACAGCCAGGCAACCUUGCAUGAGGGUAUACUUCACAUGGCUGGUCAAUUGGGGCUUGACCCUCCAACGAUGAAUCUUUGCGAGGGAGGCCCCAGGGUUGAACUGGAACAAGCACUAAAAAACAGUGAAGCAGUGGCAAAAUGCUUUAAUUGUUCAAUAUCAACAUCUGCAAUUGUUUUUGUUAUUUACUGUUCUAAACAUAUUUCAUCAUUGGAGAGACAAGAUAUUCAGGAGAAACAAGAAAUAAUCCUUAGGCAGAUGAAGAUCUGCCAUUUACAGGAAAGAGACACGUACAAAGCAUUAGAUCCCUUGUUCCUUUAUGUCCUUGUUCCUGAUCUACCUAAAAGAGCAUCUGUAGAAGUAAAGCCUAGUCUUUAUGUCGAGGAUGGCACAGAUGCAGCAUAUGAGACCAUAGCAGAAAGAUGCUGUUCAAAGACACCACCGUGUUAUUGGGGUUUCAAACAGGAAAAUUGGCACGAUUCUUGCAUUCAAAAAUGUGUGAUUUCUGGAAAGAUAUGUGCUGUUAUACUGUCUAUCACUUGUGAGCUGGUUGCAAGAAUAUGUUUCGAUUCUCUGCCUGCUGAUCAUGUGAAUAAUGGUCUAUUUUCUCUUACUAAGGCACAUAUGGAGAAGUUAUCAAAGUUCUGCAUUUUUCUUUUUGACAGAGUUAUGACAGAUAAUGACUUUGCCUGGGAAGAUAUAAUGAAUUUGAGGUUCUACGUCCCAGCACGGCAUCAAAUGUCGGUGGAGCUAUUACAGCCUAUUUUCAGCAAUGCAUUAAUAGAAUUUUCGGAGAUGAGUCAGAAAAAAGUUAUAAGUGGUGAGGAGCCAAUCUUCAACAUAGUUCCUGUCAUCGGUGCUGGGAGGUCUGCUUCAUCCAUGGAUGAUGUAAUAACCUGUGAAUUGUUGGCUCGGAAAUCCUGAGUUGUAUGACAUUACUCUCAAGUGACCGUGGGGUUCAAGGUGUGGUUCAGUUGCUGUGCAGUUUACCAACUGAUCUACAAGUUUUGUUUUCAAUUCAAAAUGGAUUAACUUUUCACAAAACCAAAACAACUACGGUUUUGCUGGAAUAGCUUGGUGAAUGGGAUGAGAUGGGAUUUUUCUCUAUAUGUUGAUCUUGCUCAAUAUGCGUUUAAAUUUCAAUUCAUUUUAUGAAUCUGCAUUUUUUAGCUUUAUGGAAGGUUGUAAGAAGGAAGUGUAAUUUUAUCAAAUCUAGGUAGUGCUUUAAACCCAGUUGUUUGUAAUUUCCGUCCUUUUUUUGUUAAUAUUAAAAUGAUUAAUGCUAUUCAUCC